AUGGCUUCUUGGCAUGAUGGUGAUCACGCACCAGAACUUCUCGUUUAUAAAAUGGAACUUAUAUUCUUUCUCCUUAUAAUUCCUUCUGCACAUCAACUAUCGUUUAACUUCCCUCGGUUUAAGCAAGGCGAUGUGAAGCUAGAUGGUGAUGCUUCUCUCUUACGUUCAGAAAUCUACGUGACUGUAAGUGCAUGGGACCAGAAAUCAAAUUACAGUGUAGGGCGCGUCACGAGUUUCCAACAAAUGCAUCUCUGGGAUAAGAACUCAAGAAAUCUCACUGAUUUCUCCACCAACUUUUCAUUCAUCAUACACUCGCAAACCAAUCUGUUUGGAGAUGGGUUAACAAUCUUUUUUGCAGACCCAAAUCUUCCACUCGUGAAGAAAGUUAAGAAAGGAGGAGGCCUUGGACUUGUUGAUGGCGACCAAGUUUUGCACUCAAAACAUCCAUUUGUGGCUGUGGAGUUUGACACGUACAAAAACUCAUGGGACCCUGUCGAUCGUCCACAUGUGGGUUUGAAUGUCAAUUCAAUGAAUUCAAGUGUGUUGAAUCGAUGGUCAGAUAGCAUUGGAAAUAGAGAUACUUACAGAUGCAGUAUUCAGUACAAUUCAAGUACUCAUAACUUUAGCAUCUCUUACACCAGGUAUGAUUCUAAUUAUGAGCAAGUUAGAUGGCGUCAUCUUUCGUAUGAAGUUGAUUUGAGAGAGUACUUACCAGAGUGGGUUAUCGUUGGCUUCUCAGCUGCAACAGGUGAUUUGUUUGAAGUACAUACCCUACAAUCAUGGUCUUUUAGUUCAAGUUUAUUAGAAAGCCAGGCAUCAUCACCUGCCUCUUCCCCAACCUCCAACAAUAAUCACGUAUCACCUGCCUCAUCCCCAACCUCCAACAAUAAUCACAUAUCACCUACCUCAUCCCCAACCUCCAACGAUGAUCAUGUUGUGCUUUUUGUGGGUAUAGCCAUUGGUGUCACUAUCAUUGUUGGGUUCAUAGGGUUAGUUCUCAUGUUGUUCUGGAGGAGGAAGAAAAUGGGAGGUAAAGAAGUGUCAGAUUCUGAUCUAAACAUGGAUGAUGAAUUCCAAAAGGGUAGCGGACCAAAGAAGUUUAUCCAUGAUGACUUGGUGACUGCGACAAAUAACUUUUCUGAGUCGGAGAAGCUUGGGCAUGGAGGAUUUGGAAGUGUCUAUAAAGGUUUCUUGAAAGAGCAAAACUCCUAUGUUGCUAUAAAGAGGAUAUCAAAGGAGUCCAAGCAAGGGAAAAAGGAAUAUGCAACCGAAGUGACGAUCAUUAGCCAAUUGAGGCACAAGAAUUUGGUACAACUCAUUGGUUGGUGCCACAAGAAGAAAGAUCUUCUCCUUAUAUAUGAGUACAUGCCAAAUGGUAGCUUAGACUCUCAUCUAUACUGUGGAAAAAGCUUCUUAACAUGGCAGGUUAGGUAUAACAUCGCUCUGGACUUAGCUUCAGCAUUGCUGUACCUGCAUGAAGGAAGAGAACAAUGUGUGCUUCACAGGGAUAUCAAAUCAAGCAACAUCAUGCUAGACUCAAACUUCAAUGCGAAGAUAGGUGAUUUUGGCUUAGCCAGGAUGGUAGAUCAUGAUAAAGGAUCAGAAAUAACACUUAUGGCAGGAACCAUGGGCUACAUAGCUCCUGAAUGUCUCACUACAGGAAAGGCAAGUAAGGAAUCUGAUAUGUACAGCUUUGGGGUUGUUCUUUUGGAGAUAGCCAGUGGGAAGAAACCCAUUGGCCUUAUUUUAAAUGAAAGUCAAAAAAGUAUCAUUGAGUGGGUUUGGGAGCUAUAUGGAUCAGGAAGGUUACUUGAUGUUGCGGAUCCAAAGCUAAGUGCAGUGUUUGAUGAGCAGCAAAUGGAACGUUUGGUGGUUGUUGGGAUCUGGUGUGCGCAUCCUGAUCACUCAUCAAGACCCUCUAUCACUCAAGUGAUUCAAGUUCUUAAAUUCAAAGCUCCUUUACCAUUUCUGCCACAGAAGAUGCCUGUGCCAACUUUCCUUCCUUCCACAGUAAAUUCAAUGUUUUCUUUAGCUUCAUCUUCAACUGUCCUGUGCGAAUGUUAG
Molecule: messenger RNA, 2064 nt
Organism: Prosopis cineraria
Lineage: Eukaryota; Viridiplantae; Streptophyta; Magnoliopsida; Fabales; Fabaceae
Product: L-type lectin-domain containing receptor kinase IX.1-like
Exons: 1
Coding region: 1-2064 (687 amino acids)
Biological process (GO): protein phosphorylation
Cellular component (GO): plasma membrane
Molecular function (GO): carbohydrate binding; ATP binding; protein kinase activity
Source: RefSeq, a predicted model, not a curated record